Molecule: messenger RNA, 2019 nt
Organism: Entamoeba dispar SAW760
Lineage: Eukaryota; Evosea; Mastigamoebida; Endamoebidae
Exons: 1
Coding region: 1-2019 (672 amino acids)
Source: RefSeq, a predicted model, not a curated record
AUGGGUUUUAACUCAUUAGAAUGUUUUCAAUUGAAAUUGAUUUGUGGAAAUAUUCAUAAAGAAGAGGUGAUUAAAAAGUUGGUCUUUGUCAGUAAGAAAUGUGCAUUGGCUGUUGCCACAUUAAGAUUUAAUCCUAUUCGAAAGACAGAGAUAUUUAACGGACUUCAAGUACAACGGUUGUAUAGUGUUGAAGAUGUUAUUGAUCCACGAGUUAAAGAGAUAGAAGUUUUGUGUGAUGUGUCUUAUGGGGCAAUGGAAUCUGUGAAAGCAAUGGUUAUUAAGAAAUGGGGUGAGGAGAAUAAGAAGAAGGAACAAAUAAAUGUACGUUUCAACCGAAUUGUUUUAACACCUGAAGAUGCUAAGAAGAUUAAUGAAGAUGAGGAAGGGAUCAAAAUACCGAUUGAAGUCAAUACGAUAUCUGAUGGAUGUUUAAGAUUAUUUACUGGAAAAGAAAAGAUGAUAAUAGGAAAUAGUAUGGAGGCAGAAUCUAUUAUGAUGCUUGUAGAUGUUGGAGUUAAGAAAAUUCAUAUUAUAGGAGAAUGGAAAGGGAUUUUAGAUGAACGAGCUAUGGGAAUUGUUAUAGGAAAUAUUAAGAAAUGGAAAUUUAAUUGUAAAGACGCUGAAGAAUGGAAAACUAAAACAAUUAAUGAAGUUGGAAUGACUGGAUUAAAUAAAAUUUAUAUAAAAGAUGGUGUAAAUUAUAUUGAAGAAAAUGCAUUUCAUUUACAAACAAAUUUAAUGGAAAUAGAACUUCCAAAAAGUGUUGUUUUUAUUGGACAAGGUGCACUUCCUGAAAAUCUUAUUUCAUUAGAAUUUAGUCAAAGUUUAGUUGUAGAAAGGGCUGCACUUUGGGUAUCAGAAAAAGUAAACAAGUGUCAUGGAAAGUGUGAAGAAAUAAUUUUUACUAAAGAAGACAAAAGAAGAUGGAUAGAAAUGAAUAAAGGAAAUAAAUGUAUUUCUAUUCCUUCACAAAUUUCAUUUAUUGGAAAAGACUGUUUUAAAGGAAAUAAAGAAUUAACUGAAAUUCAUUUUGAUAAAGAAAUUCAUUGUUUUGAAGAAGGAUGUUUUGAAGGUAAUCAAAUGAGUUUAUGUCUUAAAAACGUUGAAUUUAUUGAUAAAAUAGCAUUUAAAAAUGCCUCAAUUAAAAGUAUUUCAUUAAAUCAAAAAUGUAGUAUUGAAUUAAGUGCAUUUGAAAAUGCUUGUAUUGAUGAAAUUAUAAUGAGUUCAGAUCAAGUGAUGUUAUUAAUUCCAAAGUUAUUAAGAGCUCAAAAGAUAAAUAAAAUAUUGUUUAAUAAUCUAAAUAGUUCAUCUUUAACAAAUAAAGAAUUUAAAGAACAAGUAUGUUAUAGAAUUGGUGAAAUGAUUAGACGAGGUGGAAUUAAAUGUACUAACGUUGUAUUAGAACAAGAUGACCUUAUUGAAUAUGCAGAACAUCAUCCAUUUGAUUGUGAUAUGACUAAAGAAUUAAAUGUAACAUAUAUUGAAUUUAAAAAGGUAACUUUACCUUAUUCAAUUAAUGCUUUAGGAAGAAGAGUUUUCUCUGAUUGUUGUUCAUUAACAUCAAUUGAAUUUCAUUCUAAAAUGGUUUCUAUGGAAAAAAGGUGUUUAGAACAUUGUGUCUCAUUAAAGUCAUUAGUUAUUCCAAGUUCAGUUACAAAUAUUGAGAAUAAGUGUUUUGCUCAAUGUUCACAAUUAUCAAAAAUUGUUCUUCCACCACUAAAAGUAUUACCAAAAGGGUUAUUCUAUAAUUGUGGAUUUAAAGAGUUUGAUGUUCCUAAAGGAGUGUCUGCAAUUGGAAAUGAUUGUUUUGCAGAAUGUUAUUCAUUAACUAAAGUUAAUUUACCAGAUGGUAUUAUUUCAAUUGGAAAACAUGCCUUUGAGAAUUGUAUUAAAUUAAAGAGUGUAAACAUCCCUUCUACAAUAAAAGAAUUUGGAAAAGGAUGUUUUGUUAAUUGUUCGUUAGCGGUAAAUACUUUAUAUGUUCCUGAAGAAGCAUGGACUAAAAAAGAAAAAUUCUAA